This is a messenger RNA of Camelina sativa (false flax), 1203 nucleotides long. RefSeq lists its product as uncharacterized. Lineage: Eukaryota; Viridiplantae; Streptophyta; Magnoliopsida; Brassicales; Brassicaceae. The record is from RefSeq and is a predicted model, not a curated record.
GUUGGCAAGUCAACUUCUAAAAGUACUUAGAAUGGUUUUUGUCUUCACCUUGACACAAUGGUAAUUAAAUCUAUGCCUAUAAUUUGCUGUAAAAGCUAAGAAACCAAACCGAUUCUACCAAACAUUACCAAUACAAUACCUUCUUCUCUAUCUAUUAUUGUUCCUCCAUGGAUAUAGACGAGAUGGAAGAAAAUAAUCAAGUCGAACAACAUCAUGUCGAUACAUCUCGUCCUUUUAGCUCAGUUAAAGAAGCUGUUGCCAUAUUUGGCCAACGGAUUAUGCUACCGAUACAAACUCAAACCUUAAACUCUAAACCGGCAAGUCCUAUUGCUACUCGUAGCGUCAGCCAGGCCGCUAAACCAAGAACUCCUGUUGCUAGUUCUAGCAUCAGCCAGACUGCUAUAACGGUAAGUCCUAUUGCUAGUCCUAGUAUCAGCCAGACCACUUCUUUACCAUCUUCUCCAUGGAAGCAACGCUCCUUGUUGCCCUCUUCGCCACAAGGUCCAAAAGAAGAGAUCAUGGAUGUUUUGAAGAAGCUUGAAGCUGAAAUAACGGAAACUAAGACAGAGGUGAAGAUGUUGAAGGAGAGAGAGUCAGAGACAGAGGUGGCUUUAGCUACUCUAAACGCCGAGCUACAUAAGAACAUGUCAAAGAUGGCGAAAGCCGAGGCUGAUGCAGCAGGGAAGAGCGCGGCAGCCAUGGUCAAAUCGGUGAGCUUCAAGGAACCAAAAGAGAAAGAAAGCGGUGAUGAAGAGAGGAGGAAAGAGCUGACGAGGAGGAUACAGAAAGAGUAUCCUUCAUUGGCUCAGAUACUUGAGAGUAACAAAGGAAACAGAGAUGGGUAUUUUGCGAAGAGUACAAAGAAGAAGAAGAAGAAACCUAUCAUUCCGCUUGUGGGAGAUUUCUUUUUCUUCAAGAAGAAAGAAUCUUCGACUGAAAUAUCUGCACCUCUUUACACUACCUCUUCCACCUUGCACUUUUAGCUGAAACACCCAAAAUCCAGAGAGAAAAGUCAUGUACUCUUCAAGUGUAUAUAUAUGAAUGUAUGCAAAUCAAUAUUUGUGAUAUCUGUGUGUUUGCCUGUAUUUGUCUGUGUUUGAGUGUGUGUGUGUGUGUGUGUGUGUGUGGUGUGUAUGUGUGUGUUUGUGUAUUCUUUAUUUGUUUGGAUUUUUAGUGCAAAGCAUCAUCUUUUGUCCCCCCCCC